AAAACUUACUUCUGUCAUCACAUCGUCACAUGUUGAAAGUUUUUUCGCGCAUUUAUUUUGAAAACAAUAAUCCGUGUUGCGUUACGGUUGUGGUAUAAUGGGAUCAGAAAGUAGAAAAAGGAUAAUUUUUGAAGAAAAUGUGGAAUCGGCGGCAGAAUCUGAGGAUUCUUCGGACAUAGACGAUGAUGAACCUAAGGCGAAAUUGACCAAAAAAGAGUUGUCAGAAUGUUAUUUCUUACCUGAAAAAUCUGUAAAACAAGCCAUGAGCUUUUUGACGACCAAAAUGACAUCAGAAACAUAUGUCUGUAGGAAUAGCAUGAUUGAGACACAGAGGUACAAAACAAUAAUGGAUACAAAGCAGUUGGAACAAUCAUGGAAGAGGACAUAUAUGAUUGCUCUUAAUAGAGCCAUUUACAAUCACGAUUGGAAUAAACUGCUGUAUAUUUUAAAGAAAUCUGUGAACUGGGACUUCAGUUCUAAAAUAUUGAAUCAUCAUAUUUAUACAAGAGCACUCACUAUACUCCUAAUGAAUCAUCCCAGUGCCAAGGCCCAGUCUCUGCUUAACCAUUACCUGCAUAUGGCAUUAUCAUGCCGAUCUGACCAAGAUAAGAAAGCCCUAUACAAAGUCAUGCUGUCUAUAUCAGAUAAACUUAUAAGGUAUGGUAGUUUAAUUUUAAAUGAUGAGAAUUGUAAUCAAAACAAAGUAUCAGCUGAGAAGUUCAUUGAUAAACGGCCUAGGAAAGAAGGUGAUUAACUAUUUAGUUAGAAUCUAGAAAAUUGGGCAUUUUUUAUAUUAACAAGCAAAAUCUGUUAUAAUAACAUUGAAGGGACUACUCAUAUUUGAUCGUAACAACCGUUUGUCAUAACAGCCAACGAUGUUGUUAUGUUGAUAGUUCAGACAGGCCCCCAGAUUUUCGUCAUUUUAAAUGAUGUGUUGUUCUAAAUGAUGUUGUAGUAAACAGUUUUGACUAUAAUUAACUUGUUUAUGAGCUUAUCUGUUCUUUAAAAAUGUAUUUAUUUAAAAUUGUAGGUUUUAUGUUGACAAAGAACGGAGUAAAAGAUACUUUGGUUUAUAUGAUAUGGUUAAGUGAUCAAUGCAUUGGUGAAAUUUAAUUUAUGUGGUGUUGUCAUUAAAUAGGGAACUCAUGCUAUUUACCUGAGUUAGAACUAGGUACCAUUUUUAUAUUUAAUAUUGAUUUAAUUUUCUGUGAU
Zerene cesonia (dogface butterfly) is the source of this 1212-nucleotide messenger RNA. RefSeq lists its product as uncharacterized. The record is from RefSeq and is a predicted model, not a curated record. Bases 98 to 754 code for a protein of 218 amino acids. The transcript has 3 exons. NCBI's taxonomy places the organism in Eukaryota, Metazoa, Arthropoda, Insecta, Lepidoptera, Pieridae.